AUGAACGAGCGAGGGAGAGAAAAAUCCGACAACAUCGAGGGCCCAUCCACGGCUCCAGGGCAAGCUCGGGCCCGCGUCCCCUUUUCCCAAGCCUCGCAGGUGGAGAGGCUCGACGCCCACACGUACCGCAUCCAUCUCCACGCCGACUACUGCAUAGGUGCAGUGCCCAACGGCGGCUACACGGCGUCGUGCAUGCUCGCCGCCGCCCGCGCCCACCUCGCCUCCCGCGGCCAGCCGGACACCUUGACGGCGCACUUUGAGUACCCCAGCCGGACGGCCGCCGGACCGGCCGUCGUCGUCGUCGAGCCCGUCAAGCUGGGCAGGCAGCUGUCGACGCUGCACCUCACCCUCUGGCAGGGCCGCCUGGCCGACCAUGCGCCGUGGUACACGCCCGGCGCGUCCCGCCGCGCCGUCCUGGCCUACGCCACCCACGCCAACCUGUCCGCCUGGCGAGGCCUGUCCCUCCCCGCCGGCUACCAGGCCCGCCCGGAGGCCGCGCUGCCCCGCCUCCCGGACUGGGAGGCCCUGGCCGCGUCCGGCUCCGAUCCCGCCUGGCGCGUGGCCCGGCUGCCCGACACCGCCGUCGCCCGGGGCUCCCCGUCCAGCUGGCGCAUGUGCCUCCCGCGCCGCGGGCCGCUCUCCCCGGGCGCCCUGGACCUGUGGAUAGCCACCGCGAGCGGGGACCCCAUCACCCAGGCCGCCCUGCCGUACGUGGUCGACUCGUUCCCCUACGAGCUGCUCGCGUUCCUGGUGGCGGCCGACGAUGGCGACGACGGCGACGACGACGACGACGACGACGACGACGACGACAAGGCGCCCCGGGCGGCGGGGGCGGCAUCGGCGCGCGCCAUCCUGGGCGGCGGACGCGACGACAUGUGGCUCCCGACCGUGGUGAUGAACCUGGAGACCAAGAAGCUGCUGCCGCGCGAGGGCGUCGCGUGGCUGUGCGUGCGGGUGACGAGCAAGCAGAUCAGGGACGGACGGUUGGACCUGAGCGUGGUUGUGCGCGACUUGCACGGCGACAUUGUGGCGCUGGCUGGCCAGGUUGCCAUGAUGUUGAGCAUGGAACGGAACACGGGCAAGACGGACAAGGCGGCUUUAUAA
Molecule: messenger RNA, 1104 nt
Organism: Ustilaginoidea virens
Lineage: Eukaryota; Fungi; Ascomycota; Sordariomycetes; Hypocreales; Clavicipitaceae
Exons: 2
Coding region: 1-1104 (367 amino acids)
Source: RefSeq, a predicted model, not a curated record